ACACGCGAAUAAACGUGUGUAUUCGUAGGUCACAAUGAUAAGAACUGGUAAGGGUCAAUCUUUAACUUGCAUGAAGUCAGUUUACUUUUGAACGACUACGAUCAACUGCAUCAUGCGAUUCACGGAUCCUAAUUUUAUAUCAAGACUAGAGCAAGGAAUAGGAAGAACGCUAUUCAUACUCCUAUUUUUAAGCAAUGGAAAUGUCGCGCAGAGUUUAUUUAGAUCCGGUAAAGAAUAUACAUAUUCUUACAACGCAACGUCGAGUACUGGAGUGUUGGUGCCCUACAAUGCAGCUUCCUCGUGGAACCUCAACGGCGAGCUCGUGAUACAGGCGGAAGAUGACUUUGUCACAAUACAGCUGCAAUCGUUGAAGAUGAGAAUGUGGAAUGGGAAUGCAAACGAGCUGAGCGAAAAUAUUGAUAUUCACGAUAAUGCUGCAGAACUUUUGAAGCCUUUCCGAGUAUCGUACAACAAAGGACUUAUCGAGAACUUUAGCGUCGAAACGGAAGAGAUAUGGGCGACGAAUAUAAAACGUAGUAUAGUUGGAAUUUUACAAUUGGAUCUUCUUAAUUUGGAGAAGGAAGUUGCGUUUCAUUCUAGUGAGAUUAACCAUUAUGGAAGGUGUAAUAUCGAUUAUGUUGUAAGUCCGGAAGGAGUUACUCAGCGUUUGAUUAGGAAAUCGUUCGAUCCUCGGAUGUGUACUGGACAUCCGUCUUAUAGUUGGUCCAAUGUUCCUAAAAUACAGUGUACUGAUGAAGAUCAGAAUCCUGUCCUGAAAGGUAGCGAAAGAAUAUAUAAAUUGAAAACCGAUGGACACAUUCACGAUGUUCUUUUCGUUAACACAGUCGGGAAUAUCUAUGUACAACCCUUUCAAAGUAUGGGAGAGGCGCAUUAUCAUUUGGUUCAGCAAACUAUUGAAUUAUCUUCAGUGAAAAAUAUAACGAAUAAGAUAGCUACGAAUAAUUUACAAAGUACUGUUCUUCAACAUGAGCUACCUGAAGCAGAUCUCACACAAGGCAGAAGUACUCCGGAGAAAAGUUUUAUUUUUAAAUCUAUAAGUCGAUUAUUGGAUCGUUUGAGUCAAAGGCUCGAAAAUCCCGGUUUGGAUACCGAGAUCCAUAAUCUACACAAUACAACGAUAUCCGUACUUAUCUAUUAUCUCGAUAUGUUAGAUCGCGUUGAUUUGGAAAAAGCCUAUAAUCGCAUUUCGGGAACUAGCUAUAAAGAGGAAACGCUACGGAAUAUGUUUCUCGAGAUACUGCCGCACAUUGGGAGUAAAGAAUCCGCUCUCUUCAUACUAGACCUUAUUCAGGGGAAUAAGGUAUCCGAUAUAUCCGCGAUUCAGCUUCUCAUGCGGUUACCAUUUCACUUGAGAAGACCGGACGCCGAAUUGCUAGACAAUCUACGACCACUUCUUACGUUGCCGAGCAAGAUCUCCGCGGAAGUUCAAAACACCGCGAUCCUUACAUACGGAACGCUGAUAUACAAAACCUGUUUGAAGCCUUGUUCGUACGACGUUUUGGAUUUGUACGUGCGUUUUUAUCUCGACAAAUUCACAGAAAGUACUCGAUACGAGCAAAAGAUGGUCUGGCUGCAAGGCUUGGCGAAUAUACAGCUUGGUAAAGUCGUUAAGUUUCUAGAGCCAAUAGCUAGUGGUAGCAAUAUCGAAUUGCGGCAUUUUCGGGCACUUGCAGCUUGGGCCUCUAUUUCUACAGCACCGUUGAGACCUGACGUGAUUUAUCCUGUGUAUUGGCCGAUUUUGGUCAACAGAACCGAGCAUUUGGAGAUAAGAAUCGCUGCAUUAACUUUGCUCAUUGUAUCCAAUCCUACACCUAAUAGAUUAAUAUCUCUGUACUGGCACAUGCAAAAUGAGCCUGACCAGCACUUGUACAAUUAUUUUUAUACAAUGUUAAAAUCUAUGGAACAUACCACGGAUCCUUGUUACAAGCGCAUAAGCAGAAUCGCGGCGCAAUUCAGCCGCAUCCUUCGAAAACCUAAUAACGAGUAUCUUAUUACCGGUAACUAUUUGAUUGAUUAUCAAGAUUCGGUGAGAAGAUUUGGCGCCAUGUUACAGGGUAUUAUUGUAGCCAAUCCUUCUACGAAUAUUCCUGAAGUAAUUUACAUAACUCUAAAUAAUUAUGCCAGUGGAACGCAGAUUAACCAAUUAUCUUUAUACAUCAAAGCGGAAGGCGUUUUCCACUCAUUGGCGGCAAAUUCCUUCGACAAUCCUGCAAACAUAAAAGAUAUUCUCACACAGUUCAAAUUGGAUGAACGGAGGAAAAAUCCCGCGCAUUUGGAAAUAAUUGCGCGUAUUCAAGAAAAAACAGUGAUGUGCAUUUACUGGAAUGAGACGAAGAUAGUUGAGGGAUUGAAGUAUUUUUCUUCUUUAUGGAAUGAUAUUUAUUAUCUGUAUUAUAAUAUGGAAUUCCAUAUCAAUCAACAACGUAUAAAUGUGCCAUUGAAAAUAGAAUCGAUACAAGUGACCGAUCUUGGUACCAACGUUAGACUCGCGAUGAUGGCAACGACUUUGUUUUCAAUGAGAGGAAAUUUUACCCGCGAUUUUCCUACACGAAAUAAUCACGUUAUUUUACGUACAUCUGUUCACAGUAUCGAAGCGAUAGAGAAUUACAAUCCGUUGGCUGAUUUGUGGCAUAGUGCUGAAAGGCUUCAGUCGUUACAUGGAUAUUUUCCUUUUAAUAUUACAAUUGGAUUAGAAGAACGACCAUAUAUUUCAUACAAUACUUUAGGAGAACAUAUUAAGACAGGAAUUACAGCACACGUUAAAACAGUUACAAGCAUUAGAGGUGCGAAUGUUAAAUCAAAGUUGGAACGAACUUGUCGUUUGUGUCCUGUAUCGUAUACGGUGAAAUCGCCUAAUUCUAAUUUACAAACAAUGAAUAUUCUCAACGUUGAACUUCCUGAAUUAGGUGGUCGGCUAAAAGCGAAAAUAUUUGAUUGCGAAAAAAUAAUGAUGCACGAAACUAAUGAUGCACUGAUUAAUGUUAUUUUGUCUUCUCAUCAAAGUAAUUAUCAAACCUGGCCAAGUACGAAAUUUGUUUUACUCGGACUACACUUGUUGGAUUACCUCACUUACAUGCCACCAAGUGGUAGCUGUGGAUUAGCUGCUUAUAUCGAGACAGUUAAAUCAACACCAUCACAGAUAAAAUUAGAAUACGCGAAAAAUGAAGAUCGCCACAUUUUAUCCUUAACACACCACGACUUGCAAUCUUUGCAAGUUUUUCAUCAAUGGUUCUUGGUUGCGUUAUAUGAAAACACUGGCUGGCUAUCAGAUGUGAUUAAACUAAAAAUGCACAAGAUCGUACCUGGUGCACCCAUAUUUAAAAUCUGUGUAGAGAUGGAGAGACACGUGCCAUGGCAAUGGGAGUUCUUGAGCGAUGAACCGAGCGACUCAUAUAGUGUUAAAUUAAAUAUCGUCUGGGGAUUGUCCGAUUCUGCAAAAGGAAAAUGUAACGGAUCUUCUAUAUUGAUAAAUUUCAUUGGUGAAAUUAGUGACAAGCAGCUGGAGGAAAGCAAACAGGAGAACUGGCCUUAUAGCGAAUGUAAGAAAGAAUCUAGUGGGAAAAAAUAUAUUCCUUAUACAAAAUCUUGUUACGAAGCGUCGAAAGAAUUGUCGACCUUACGGAGAUAUACGAUCUUGUCGCGAUAUGAAAAUUUACCAGAGAGUUUGUCCAAGUUAGUUUGGAAAAUGUAUGCCUUCCAUGAUCUGAUCGGGGGAAAUAGCAGUAAUGCGAGGAAAUCCGAUGAAGUUGCGAUAACUGCAAUAUUACCAAAAGAAUCAAAUGUUGGCGAACUGCAACUCAACAGAGAUAAAGUUGCCAUCGAAUAUAAUUCGCACUAUAUCGAGCCUUUUCUUAAACGAACGAGAAUUCAUAAGUAUAUGGAAAUGCUUCUUGUUAAAAUGUUUUCUAGCACAUGUGUUAUAACGCCAGAUUCCAUAAAAUCCGCAUAUAACGUGGAUUAUACCUUCGUUAAGAAUAACGAAGUGAUAUUACUUGGACAAUGUUAUGACGAGAAACCUAGACUCGCGUUAACCGCAGCCAAUGGUAUACAUGGAAUCAACAUUAAUUUGACUGAUGAGUCGGGAACUACACGGAUUGUAGCCGAUAUGGAUAGGGGAAUCCUAUAUAAUCCUACAUUAUCUAUAAAACUACCAUCUGAUCAUGUAUUUCAUACAUUAGGAACUAAAAUGAUCAAAAUAAGCGACAAGGCGAUUGAUAUUCUGCUACCUAAUAUUUUGCUGUACAUACAUUGGACGCGAGAGCAAAUUUUACUUUUUUUCCCCAAUCAUGUGCUGGACUUCAGUUGUGGAAUAUGCACACUUGACCAUUCCAGUGUUGACGGAUUAUAUGAAAAAUUGAUUUAAUUUACAAAAUAUGGUGCACAUAUAUUACAAGUAUGGUAUAUAUAUGUAUAAAAUGAGACACAUUGAUUAUUUUUAUUAAUAUUUGAUGUUAAUAUCUCUAGAAAAUCAGAUGUUAAAAUAUCGCGAAAUAAAAUAUAAUAGUUGUUUA
Messenger RNA from Nylanderia fulva, 4532 nucleotides. RefSeq lists its product as uncharacterized. Gene Ontology annotation, molecular function: lipid carrier activity. Gene Ontology annotation, biological process: lipid transport. The record is from RefSeq and is a predicted model, not a curated record. NCBI's taxonomy places the organism in Eukaryota, Metazoa, Arthropoda, Insecta, Hymenoptera, Formicidae.